This is a messenger RNA of Microplitis demolitor, 2688 nucleotides long. Its product is annotated as cytosolic carboxypeptidase Nna1. The transcript is spliced from 11 exons. Gene Ontology annotation, molecular function: zinc ion binding; metallocarboxypeptidase activity. The coding region runs from base 1 to 2688 and encodes 895 amino acids. The record is from RefSeq and is a predicted model, not a curated record. NCBI's taxonomy places the organism in Eukaryota, Metazoa, Arthropoda, Insecta, Hymenoptera, Braconidae. Gene Ontology annotation, biological process: proteolysis.
AUGGAUUUAUUAAGUAGUCAAGUUCAAUUAUUACAAGCUGCCUUAUUUCCGGUUCAUCCUAUACCAGGAGGUCUUAUAUCAUCGGAAUGUAUUCAAGACCGUUUUGGAAUAAUAAGACGUGAUUUAGAUUCAGUGUUGCCAAUAACAACGAGUGUGUACAAGUAUCGUGAAGUUGACGUUCAAUUGACAGAUGUAGUAGCGCAAGAACCACGUUGGCCAACAGAGUGUAAAGUUAUAGCUGAACGAAUACGACAUAUUGAUUACAUUCCACCAAUACCAGAGCCGUAUUAUAUACCAACAAAUCGUGAACCUAAACCUAAACCAGUUAGUGAUGAAUUUGGUACUGUUAUAUUUAAUUAUUGUCCGACGAGUGUUACUAAUUAUUUUAGUAGAUCUUGUAUCGGUGGUACGUCAAUCGAUUCAGUAUCGUCAUAUUUAGUUGACAUCGAUGACCAUAAUGAUUUACAAUUCGAAUCACGUUUCGAGUCUGGUAAUCUAGGAAAAGUUAUUAAAAUAACUGAUACUUAUUACCAGUUAUAUUUACGCAAAGAUCUCUACACUCAACGUCACAUGCAGUGGUUUUACUUUAGAAUUUCUAAUACUCGCAGCCGUACGAUAUAUCGACUGUCGAUAGUUAAUCUAUGCAAAGAAGACAGCCUUUACAAUGAAGGACUCAAACCGUUGCUGUAUUCUCUUAAAGACGCAAAUCUUCAUUCCGUAGGAUGGCGGCGCUGCGGCGAAAAUAUAAGUUACUACAAAAACGACUCGUCGGAUGAAGAACGCGAAAAACACACAUUAACUUUCAAUAUAACCUUUCCACAUGACCAGGACACAGUUUAUUUAGCACAUUGUUAUCCAUACACGUACAGCGAUUUGCAAGAGUAUUUGUCAAAAUUAUCUAGCGACCCUGUUAAAAUAAAGUUCACAAAACUACGGCUACUUUGUCGUACACUAGCGGGUAAUUGUGUUCAUUACUUGACAAUAACAGCACCGAAUAAUAAUGAUGAGGGUAAAAAGAAGAAGGGUAUUGUUAUAACGGCACGUGUACAUCCUGGUGAGACUCCUUCAAGUUGGAUGAUGAAAGGAAUAAUUGAUUUUUUGACUGGCGAAUCAAAUCAGGCACGAGAACUGAGAGAGAGAUUUAUCUUCAAAUUAGUGCCGAUGCUAAAUCCAGAUGGCGUAAUUGUCGGCAAUAAUAGAUGCUCUCUAAGUGGAAAAGACUUGAAUCGUCAGUACCGUACAGUAAUGCGGGAAAGUUAUCCAUCUGUUUGGCACACGAAGCUGAUGAUUCGCCGUCUGAUGGAAGAGUGUGGGAUCGCGAUGUACUGCGACUUGCAUGCGCACUCGCGAAAGCACAAUAUUUUUAUAUACGGAUGUGAGAGCAAACGUGCUAAUUGCUAUGGGAAAUUGGCUGAACAAAUUUUCCCACUUAUGUUACACAAAAAUGCUGCAGAUAAAUUUUCAUUCGAGAAUUGUAAAUUUUAUAUUGAAAAGGGCAAAGAGGGCACUAGUCGCGUUGUCGUUUGGCUGAUGGGCAUUCAGAACAGCUACACAAUGGAGGCUUCUAUGGGUGGAUCGAAAUUAGGUUCGCGCAGCGGAACCCAUUUUUCGGCUCAAGAUUAUGAACAAAUUGGAAAGGCCUUUUGCGAAACUCUUAUUGACUUUUCGGAUGACGAUCCUAUGAAGGAAAAAUUGCGUAAUAAAAUAUUAUUACGGCUGAUCAAAGAAGGAUCAAGUGCCGACGAGCCGACGAAUAUAAAUCUUACAGACUACUCGAGCGACGAGGGGGACGACAGCGAGAGUUCAGAAGAAGAAAAAAAUCGUCGGGCAUUGGAUUUACCAUCAACCGAUCCCGGGAGUGAUAUGUGCUGCGAUUUAAUUGAGGACGAGUUUACUACCCAGGAAACUCAAGUACGGAAAGAAUCCACAGUUACUAUCACGACAGAGCUUACUACUAAAAAAUUAAAUGAUGAUUUUCCAAUACGAGGAAAUCCAUCACCAUUUCUUGAUGAUUUACUUGAUGACAAAUCAGUUAAAUUGCGAUUACGAAGCCCCCGGCCUAGAUCGAUACGACAUCUAUCGCCCGUAUUACGAAAUAAUGACAUACAGAUGAAACUGACGUCUUUGAGGCAGCAAAUAUGGGCGACAGGUGUCUUGAUGAAUCAAGAUGUUGAUAAUUUAUUUGAAAAGAAUACAAUUGAUAGUGAGCUGUCUGAAUUUGCGUUGGCCAAUAAUGAGAGCGAAGCUGUACUCAACGAUAGAGCAGAUGAAAAAAAAUCUAGUGAUAAAAAGAAAUCUAAACGUGAUAAGACUGAAAAUUUUAAUUCUGCUGAAAAUUUAGCGCCUAAAAAAAAUGAUUCAUUGGAUGGAUUAAAAUUAUUUGGAAUAGCUAAAUUACCCAAAGCACAAAAAAUGAAUAAUAAGCAAGACUCACGGAAUAAAUUUCGUAAGACUGGAUUAGUUGCAAGUGCGGCUGUUCAUGUAGCGAAGGUUAAAAGCAAAUCGUCAGAAAUUUCAUCUGAUUUAGGAGGUAAAAAUUCAAGUUCAAGUUCUGAUGAAAUUUUGGUUCCGAUUUCGACUGCCACGAGGCCAAGAACAAACCGUAAAAAAAUAAAUGAAAGACGGAAACUUCACGCUUUUAGUGCAAAUGUUUUGUUAAUUAGUUCAAGUAAAAAUCGUGAUAAAUAA